CGAGCCUUGGAGCGACUACGCACAUGGCCAGACCAUGAACUGUUGCACGUUAAACGGGACUGGAAUGGAAGCGCCGACAGCCUAGCAAGUGCUGCUCUACAACGGCAAUGCGGGAUCGAACUGGAUCUGUUGGAGGAUCUGGAUCCACAGCGUCUGGUGAUCUGCGGUUACUCAAACCUAGUGAUCCGACAAGUACGAGGUGAGAUCGACUGUAAAGCGCCAGGUCUGACACUGUUACGUCAGCGAGCCUUGGAGCGACUACGCACAUGGCCAGACCAUGAACUGUUGCACGUUAAACGGGACUGGAAUGGAAGCGCCGACAGCCUAGCAAGUGCUGCUCUACAACGGCAAUGCGGGAUCGAGAUAGAGUCUGAGGCGGAGAUCCAGGAUCUCAUAACUUUGAAUCGGCUAGAUGAGAUCCUGAUAGUGAAAGCCGAGGAAGAGAUCGCACAGGUAUCCGCGGUGACGACCCGGUCGAAGGCUAGACACUCCUUACGUGAGGAAAUCGUGAGAGAGCUACGGAUCGAACGGAUCCGGCAAGCGCAGGACGAGGAGUCGUGGAUCACGGGCUUGAAGAAGUAUCUAACCGGGGAGAUCCGGGAUCUGACCCAGGAAGAGGCUAGAUCGUUCGGAUCCAUUGCCAUGAGUUACGAGGUGGAUCAGCUGGAUCUACUGUUCUAUUGCCCGACAUCCAAGGAAGCGGCCGCAGAUCGGGAUAAGCUGAUGCGACUAGUGAUACCCGAAACGCUUCAACAGGACAUUCUACACCAUUAUCACACGAGUCUACAAGGCGGUCACCAAGGGAAGAGUGUACAACGAUAUGUGGGGGAAUGCGUCGACUCUGAGACAGGCAAGGGAAGACCUCGGAUCCAAGGCGAGUCGCUGGGUAAUCUUCAGGCAACGUACCCAUUUCAGAUCAUUGCCAUGGAUCAAAUACCCUCGCUGCCUAGAUCCUUCAACGGCAACACCGAAUUGCUGAUUUUCGUGGAUCUGUUUUCAGGAUACGUGAUCGCCAAAGCUUGUGCCUCCAGAUCCGCUCAAACAAUCGCCGAGACUUAUGAAGAAUAUGUCUUUCGUCGGUUUGGCGCGAGCGAGGUGAUCCGACAUGAUCGGGAGCCGGGCUUUAUGUCUGACUUCUUUAAGUUGUUCAACAAGAUCCUAGGGCAACGGCAACGAGCUACUACGGCAUAUAGGCCUCAAGCCAACGGAUCCGCAGAACGCAUGGUCCAGACCACUACCAGAGCUCUUAAGAUGUACGUGGAGGAUCUGGAUCAGCGAGAUUGGGAUGAGUAA
This is a messenger RNA of Phytophthora megakarya, 1293 nucleotides long. NCBI's taxonomy places the organism in Eukaryota, Oomycota, Peronosporomycetes, Peronosporales, Peronosporaceae. The record is from the annotation of a GenBank genome assembly.